AUGGAGUCUUUGAAUAAUUCACUGCUUGCUAGGCUUGGUUGGAAGAUGACUUCGAAUCAAUCUCUUUCUUGGGUUGACUCUCUUAGAGGAUUGCUUAAGAAUCGGAGGCUUGUUGAAAAGGGUGCCUGUAUUAGUAUUUCUUCUGGUGUUAAUGUGAAUGUUUGGAAUUCUCCUUGGAUUCCCUUGAAGCCUAAGUUUAGUCCCACUCCAAAUGCUAACUUGGUGAAUUUUUCAACUUUUACGGUAGUUGAUCUUAUGAUUCCAGGUAGGCAGGUUCCUUCUUGUGCUGGGGUUUUUUCUAUGAAGUCUGCUUAUGAUCUUUCCUUCACUAUGGGUGGCAGGCCCUCUCAUCUCUCCUCAAAAGCUUGGUUGGUCCUUUGGGUUCUAAAACUCCAAGCUAGGUUAAAACAUCUCUUAUGGAAGGUGGCUUGGGACAUUUUGCCUUCUAGAGAUAAAAUUGGAAGACCUAUUUCUGAUUGGGUGAUAGCUCUCCUUUCUCCAGUGGCUGCUCUAGGUAUUCCUAAGGUUGAUGUGCGCAAAUUCCAGCUUUUUGCUUCCCUUACUAUGAAUUUUAUUUGGAGAGCUAGGAAUCUGUUGAUUCACGAAGGUACACAACCUUCUCCGAGUUCAGCAAUUUUUCAAAUCUCCAAUACUUUUAAUCAUCAUAAUAAUGCUUGGAGGGAUCUUGCUCUUCCUUUCGUUUGGACGCCUCCGAUAGCAGAUUUGUUAAAAGGGAAUUUUGAUGUUGCGGUGAAAGGCUUCUUUGUUGUUGCUGUAGUGGUGAUCAGUGAUGAAAAUGGUUUCAUUUUUGCAACUGCUAUUCAGAAACUAGUUUCCACGAAUGUUUUACAAGGUGAAGCUCAUGCAGCCCUUUUGGUGGUUCUUUUGGCUGCUUCUUUGGAUUUGGGUCCUCUCUCGGUGGAAAUGGAUGCUAUCCUUAUUGCAUAA
This is a messenger RNA of Corylus avellana, 948 nucleotides long. The record is from RefSeq and is a predicted model, not a curated record. Lineage: Eukaryota; Viridiplantae; Streptophyta; Magnoliopsida; Fagales; Betulaceae.